AAGAUGACGGGUAUCACACUGAAGGAAGCUGAGGAACUAGGAUCAACUUUUGCCAAAGUCUUCCUGAGGCUACAUUCAUUGCCGAAGCUGCUAGCCGUGCGCGAGAAGUACUCCUCAGCCAAAGUGUUAGCCGUGUCUCAGUUAUAUGAUAGUGAUAUCAAAACUCUUACCGAACUUUCAACAUAG
Messenger RNA from Cylicostephanus goldi, 186 nucleotides. The record is from the annotation of a GenBank genome assembly. NCBI's taxonomy places the organism in Eukaryota, Metazoa, Nematoda, Chromadorea, Rhabditida, Strongylidae.